This is a messenger RNA of Acanthochromis polyacanthus (spiny chromis), 4587 nucleotides long. RefSeq names its product S-adenosylhomocysteine hydrolase-like protein 1. Gene Ontology annotation, cellular component: cytosol. Bases 322 to 1974 code for a protein of 550 amino acids. Gene Ontology annotation, biological process: L-methionine cycle. The record is from RefSeq and is a predicted model, not a curated record. Lineage: Eukaryota; Metazoa; Chordata; Actinopteri; Pomacentridae. The transcript has 17 exons.
CCUCGGUCUGUUAGUUUCCGCCCACAAAGUUACUCAGCCAGGUGACAGCUGAGCCAGCAGAGGAAAAGCACGGCUGCUCUCUACGCAACCAAACAGACCAAAUAACGAUACGUCUCCGCCAAACCAAAGUCUAGUACAAACACGCACUUAAUCAUUACGUAUACUAUCUAUUUUUUGUGCUUCUUCGGAAAGCCCGUCUUUCGCUGGUUGUUGCAGAGCUAGCAGGACAUCGGGGACGCUAGCUUGUGACGGUUGCUACCGGAGAAGACUCAACGGUCGGUUGUAUUUCUGUCCAGGUAACGUCAGACAGCCGCUGAGAAUAUGUCAGAGCCGGCCGGGGAUGCGAAGCUGGAGGUGAAACAGGCGAGCAAAGAAGUGAAAGAGAGCGAAAACGUGGCGGAGAAAUACUCUGCCAUGACCGUAAGCAAGAACAGCGAGAUGAACAUGGGAGAGCUGUCGACGGUCUUCAGCGCGGUGCCCACUCACAAACCUGUCAAAAAGCAAAUCCAGUUCGUGGAGGACAAGCAGGAGUUCAGCAGGUUUCCCACUAAGACGGGACGCCGCUCCCUGUCCCGAUCCAUCUCUCAGUCGUCCACAGACAGCUACAGCUCUGCUGCAUCCUAUACGGACAGCUCUGACGAUGAGACCUCCCCACGGGACAAGACACAGGUCAACACGAAGGGCAGCAGUGACUUCUGUGUCAAGAACAUCAAGCAGGCCGAAUUUGGCAGACGUGAGAUUGAAAUCGCAGCACAAGAUAUGUCAGCACUGAUCUCACUGAGGAAGAGAGCGCAGAGUGAGAAACCAUUGGCGGGUGCCAAGAUUGUGGGCUGCACUCACAUCACUGCCCAGACUGCAGUGCUGAUUGAGACUCUGGUGGCUCUCGGUGCUCAGUGCCGAUGGACUGCGUGCAACAUAUACUCGACACAGAAUGAAGUAGCUGCUGCUCUGUCAGAGACGGGUGUGGCUGUGUUUGCCUGGAAGGGGGAAUCUGAGGAUGACUUCUGGUGGUGUAUUGACCGCUGUGUCAACACUGAGGGCUGGCAGCCUAACAUGAUCCUUGAUGAUGGAGGUGACUUGACACACUGGAUGUACAAGAAAUACCCGAAUGUGUUCAAGAAGAUCAGGGGCAUUGUGGAGGAGAGUGUCACUGGGGUUCACAGGUUGUAUCAGCUGUCUAAAGCUGGAAAACUGUGUGUGCCAGCCAUGAAUGUCAAUGACUCUGUGACUAAGCAGAAGUUUGACAACCUGUACUGCUGCAGAGAGUCAAUCCUGGAUGGCUUGAAGAGAACCACAGAUGUCAUGUUUGGAGGCAAGCAGGUGGUUGUCUGUGGGUAUGGGGAGGUUGGAAAAGGUUGUUGCGCUGCUCUGAAAGCUUUGGGAGCCAUUGUUUAUGUUACGGAGAUUGAUCCCAUCUGUGCCCUGCAGGCCUGCAUGGACGGAUUCAGGGUAGUCAAGCUGAAUGAGGUCAUUCGACAGGUUGAUGUUAUCAUCACAUGCACUGGGAAUAAGAAUGUUGUCACCAGGGACCAGUUGGACCGAAUGAAAAAUGGCUGUAUUGUCUGUAACAUGGGACACUCCAAUACUGAAAUCGAUGUGGCCAGUCUUCGGACCCCUGAGCUGACCUGGGAAAGAGUUCGUUCCCAAGUGGAUCAUGUCAUCUGGCCAGAUGGCAAAAGAGUUAUCCUUCUAGCUGAGGGACGUCUCCUGAACCUCAGCUGCUCCACUGUCCCUACCUUUGUGUUGUCCAUCACAGCCACCACUCAGGCCCUGGCCCUGAUAGAGCUGUACAACGCUCCAGAGGGACGUUACAAGCAGGACGUUUACUUGCUUCCCAAAAAGAUGGAUGAGUAUGUUGCUAGUCUGCAUCUGGCCACUUUUGAUGCCCACCUGACAGAGCUUUCUGACGAGCAGGCAAAGUACCUGGGUCUGAAUAAGAAUGGACCUUUUAAACCCAACUACUACAGAUAUUAAUCUGCAAAUCACCACACCUCAAACCACCUGUAUGUGGACAGUUCCUGAUAUUACCUGUCCUCCAGGCAACAGAAAGAUUUAUGUAUAUUGUAUUUUAUACUCUUCACGGGAUGCACAGCUUAUAUUUAGAUGUAUUUUAGUGGCCACGGCAGGUUUUGCUUGACUUGCUGCUUCCUACAGAUGAUGCACAUUGCACUCAGCUGGCUUUGAAAAGGUGUUGACAUUUAUUGCAUGUGUGUCUAUACCUUCAGGUUCCUCUCUGAUAGCCAUUGAAAAAUAGAUCAAUAUAUUGUGCCAAAAUAACUGUGAGAAGGGAGGGGAGGGUUACAGUUUUUUUCUGAAAUGUUAAUGGUUGGUUGUGAAAUCAUUUAAACCUACAUUACUAUUUUUUGUAUAAACAUUGUAUCAAAUUCCUCCAUAUAAUGUAAAAGGAUCAUUUGAAAAAGCCAAAACCACAAAACUCCACAGCUCAUUGAGCUUUUUAGACACUUUUAGUAGAAAAUUAGUGUAAAAUGUCUCCUUUAAGUGGGCGAUUGUUUGCUUACAGAUGAGCCAGAACAACUUCAUAAGCUGACUGUAACUCAAAGGUUUUUUGGUUUAUUUUGGGGUAUUUCUACCAUCCAGUCUUCAAAAAUGAUCCUUUAAUUUUUUUCUUUUGCUUUGAUAUUGAAACACACUUAAUACAUUCCAUCCACAAGUUACAGAGGAAAUGUCCUGACCUCAUUAGUAUCAUCACCAUUACUUCUAAUCUUCAGCAGAUCUGGGUAAGAAAAAAAGGAACUUCAGUACUUGCUGGCCAAAGCAAACAUAAGAAGUGAGCUUGACAUUUAUUUUCCUGAAAAGAAUGUGUCCAUUUAUGAGGUUUUGGUGUCUGGUAAGAAUCACAUCUGCACCUCAGGGCAUUCAAAUUUCUCAAAAUAAUUGUAAAUAUUUUUUUUUUACCAGAUCUACACUGUUUCAUUAUCCAUGUCUAAUCUCACUAUCAUUGUUAUGGAAUUACAGUAGAACUGUAAAUAACUUAAGAAAUUUUGAUACUGUUUAUGAUCGAUGUCAUCUGUAAGGUUUAGCUGUUAGGAGUAAAUGGACAUUUGCAAUUGUGUAUAUUUUGUUUAAAGCUGAGGAUUGUUAAAUACAGUUAGAUUUGUCACAGGGCUCUGAUCUUGUGUUAAGUAGAUGAUGUCUGUUUUUUAAUUAAAGAAUUUUAACAACAGAAAAGUAAACUCCUUAAAUACUCUGGGACUAGACAUGGAUAAGCUUUGUUUUCAGCACAUUUAACUAAGCAGUUGUGUUAGCUUUACCUUUCAAGUUAUCUUGUGGUAAUAUAGCUAUUCUAAUAACACAAUGUUUUUAAAAAAAAAAAAGAUUUUCAUUGUUCAAAAGGCUUAAGCACUGUUUUGUGAGGCUUGUGAAAUGCACAAAUGCACACUUCUCUAUAUUCACGUCAUAUUUUAAAAAAAAACAGCGGACAUAUUGAGUAAUGUAGUCAGUGAUUAAUUUUUUAUUCAAACAACACAGAGUCCUGGUGGUUGUGUCCUGCUGAAUUUAAAGCUCUUCAACACAUUUCUUCAUGCUGUACUAUAUGCUGGUAGUCUUUUGGUUGAUGUUACCCCGGAUGGUUGACAGUAUUGCUGUCCUACCAAUCACCUUGUUACCUGUAUAAGGUGAUGGUCCACAUGUAUUCACUAGGUAUCCUGUCACAUCAACUUUGAAAACACUUCAUCUGCAUUCACGGGUCAUUUCUGUAUCACAUUUGUGCAGUAAUUAUGAAUGAAGAAGCGUAUUCAUGUAUCGAAUAAUAGCCUACAAUGUGCUAUUGUGAAGUGCUUUCAUCUUUUCACUAACAGCUUUCAGGGCAUUAGAACCAAGGACGUUAAGUGAGGACAUUAUUGUCAGCAAGAUGAGUGCUGUAGCCAUGGUUACUGGUCAGUUGACAGUGCCUUGUAACUCACUUAGUGAUUUAUAUUCACAUGUACAACUGUGUUUCUCUCCAAGUAUGUUAAUGCCUUGGUUGUUAUUCUGCAAUAUACAGUGAUAGCUAUGCAGCACAUCCUCCUUUCUUCUGUCCAAAGUAUUUUACGUCUGCAGUGGUGGAGAAUUGAUUAAUCAGUGUUUCACAUUGCUUGAAUACUAUGCGUUUAAUUACUGUGAACUGUUUUGACAUUAGUAAGAAACAUUUUGCAUUCUGAUAUGUACUUUUACCAUUGAUUUUUAAUAAACACUUGUCAUCACACCUUUAUUUUUUGUAACAGCCAUACACUUCAAAAUCAUAAUAGCACUUGAAAAACUGCUUUCUAUCAUGAGUUCCUUUGCUUUAACCAAUAAUAAUGGUGGUUUUAACCUAGUUGUAUCCCUAAUAUAGAGACAAAUGAAUGUGCUAUUACUGGAUAACUCUUAUCAAACUGAAGUAAAUGAGCAUACUACUGUGAUUUGACGGUUGUAUAUUGUUGCAUUUGGAUGCAAGGGUGUGUAAAACAUGCAUUAGCUUUAAUGUAAGCCUAUAUUUUCAACACUGUAACUAUAGUUUAGUUUGAAGAACAAUGUUUCAGCAGAAUACAACAAAUUAUAUUUCUGUGCACUGUUUCCUUUAAUAAACCGCUGUUUAAAUUUGAAAAA